Molecule: messenger RNA, 6336 nt
Organism: Salvelinus namaycush (lake trout)
Lineage: Eukaryota; Metazoa; Chordata; Actinopteri; Salmoniformes; Salmonidae
Gene: slx4
Product: SLX4 structure-specific endonuclease subunit homolog (S. cerevisiae)
Exons: 13
Coding region: 307-6147 (1946 amino acids)
Biological process (GO): DNA replication; meiotic DNA double-strand break processing; interstrand cross-link repair
Cellular component (GO): nucleus; Slx1-Slx4 complex
Molecular function (GO): enzyme binding
Source: RefSeq, a predicted model, not a curated record
AUGUGAAGCAGUCGAAUGUGAGUAUUUUGAAUAAUAAACAAAUUUAGCUCGUAAUACAUGUUUUCACUGUCAUAGAUGCAACUGUUACAUUUUCAUGCAGUAAUGGCACAUUCAUUUCUAAAUUAUGCAGAAUAUUUAUGCUGAAGAGAGGAUAUUUCACAAAUGCCACCUCACAUUUUUAGCUAGCUAGCAGCAUUAACCUCCAUGGCUCUCAGUCCCGAGAGGCUAACGUUAGCUACUAUCAAAACAAUCAAUACAUCUAGCUAUCUAGUGGCGCAAGAAGCGGACCACUAACAGUCGAAUACAAUGGACGACUCUGAUCAAGACUUCGUGGACCUCUGCUCUAAGUUGCUCAAACGAGUCCGCAGAAAAGCAGGCGUAACCGAGAAGAGAAAUGUUGCAGAGCCCUCGUCCCAGGACACUGCGAAAGACAUACCCACCAAAAGGGUGACGACUAGGAGGAAGAAGAAAGAUGUUGGCCCAAGUUCAAAGGGAGCUUUGGGUAACAACUCUGAACACGUUUCCUCCAUCUCUACCACUUGUGAUGAACCAAACCGACUUCCCUCCAAUACAGACAAAUCUAAACAAGCAGUGGUCAAUGGAGGUAUUGAACUUGGUGUUGGAGAGAAUGGGUCAUCAGGGGCUGUGGAUGUUGCUGGGUCUCAACCUGAGGAUAGGGGAAUGGGGGUGAAGGAGAAAGUGCUACACAGGAUGCAGCAGUUCAAGAGAGUCAGUCCACAGAAGCUGGCGCAUGGUGAGAGAAAUCCGCCUGCAGCAACAGGGAGUGAAAGUGACAGUGCUGCUCCCCAUCCACUGCCAGAUAAUGAAGUUCCAUCCACCUCCGCGUCCACUCCCCUACCACUGGACCCCCAGGUGGAUGACUCGGAUGAGGCCCUGGCCCUGCGUCUACAGGAGGAGCUGGACAGGGAGGCCCAGGCUGUGGCCCAGGGUAGUGCAGUGGACCUGGAGCAGGGAGGCCUGUUCUUCUGUCAGCUCUGCCAGAAAGACCUGUCUGCCAUGAGCCCCACAGGACGCACCCAACACAUCAACAGGUGUCUAGACGAGAGUGAGGACAGUGCUGCCCCCGCCCCUCCUCCCGCUCCCAGCGUCCCAGAAUGCCCCAUCUGUGGUAAACGGUUCAAGUCCCAGAAGAGUCGCGCGGCCCACCUGAAGCGUUGCUCCUCCACGAUGGGCGUGGCUCCUGUCGUGCUGCUGCAGGCUGUACAGAGACAAGUUGCUGAGGGCCUGACUGACAGCACCGCCAACCAACCUCCGCAGGCCGGAGGUUCCAAGCGUAAAGGCUCCACAGACCCCAGCCUCCCGGGCAGGAAGAAGCCCAGAAAGAAGCCCCGUGGCCUGGACGAAGACACCAUGGUGGCCAUGGCCCUGUCCCACUCCCUCCUGGAGCAGGAGAAAGAGAUGGAGCGGGACAUGCAGAGAGAGUUACAGAGGGAGAUGGAGAGAGAAGGUGGUCAGCAGCUCCCAGCCCUCCUCCCUCACAUUUCUCUGUCACAAUUGAAGUGGAGAGCUGAACCAAGUAAGGGGCGUGGCAAGAGGAAAAAGGGUGCACCCCCUCGCCCCCCUCCCCUCCUCCUGGUCCAGGACUCGGAGACAGCCCUGAGGCGACUACAGGAGCGCGUGGCUGGCCUCCUCCUCCGUACCUGCGCCCCCUCGCCGCCCACCCCCACACGCUGCCCCAGCUCCCUGCCCUCCUGCAGCACUGGUGCUGGCCCCCUCUGGCAGAAGAGUGCGUUGCGGGAUGGAGGGCCGAAGGUCAUCUCUGAGUUCUACACCCCAGAGCUCAGAGAGUUUAUACAGCCUUGGGUGUCUCUAAAGACGGAUAUGGUCUGUCCUACCAAGGCCAUGCCUGUAUCCUCCACCAACCUUUCCAUAACAGAAGGCAUCUCUAUGACCAAGCAACCUAUCCCCUCCUCCCAACAACCAGUCUCCUCCACCCAGGCAGCCCCCUCUUCGCUCCCUUCCACCCCAGGGACAGGGCACCUUCCAGUGGGCAGCCAGACUCUGUGUGACCUGAUGGAGCUGGCUGAUGAGGGAAUGACCCUCACACAGUGGGGCUAUUCUACCCCAGGACCUGCCAGAGACAAAGAGAACACUGCUACAGACUUCCACCUAAGUGGCUGUGUUCCUGAGAGCACAGACAAACCCCCUGACCUGUGUCUCAGUGGCUUCAUCCCAGAGAGCAUUAGAAACACUGAAAGCCAUCAACUGAGAUCUGUUCCUCAAAGCAGAGAUACCAACAGGAGCAACCAGAAAUCAGUGGCGCUGUCCAGGCUGGCCUCAGACCUGACCAGUAUGGUGAACAACCCCCAGUUCAGUGAUGUCCAGCUACAGGUGGACAGUGGGGAGGUGUACUUCACCCAUUCAUUCAUGCUGUAUGCUCGAUGCCCCCUGCUGGCGCAGAUGGUCCAUGACAGUGGAUUCGGGGUGCAGGAGGACUGCAUGCCCUCAGCCCAGAGGGUGUUGUUGGGUGAGGUACCAGGCCAGGCAGUGUAUACCCUGCUCCAGUACCUCUACACAGCCCACUGUCCCCUCACACGCACCCUGCUGCCACACGUUCAGGAGCUAGCAGCCAGGUUCAACCUGGAGGAGCUGCAGCAGCUGUGCCAGCUCUACCCAGCUCAGACAGACAUCCACAGAGGUGUAGAGGGACAGGGGGAUCAGUGGGGAGACUACCCAGCCCAGGAGCACCAAUCUGGGGGAGAGGAGGAGCACCAAGACCAGGUCUUCAUGGAGCUCCUCCACUCCAUGUGGAAUGAAGAAGAGGUUGAGGAAGAUGAGGACAGAGGAGAGGAAGGAGGGAUUGCAAUGGAGGAAGAGGGGCGAGGGGAUGGCGUGAUGAUAGAAGACGGAGAGACAAACGAAGAAAGGGUGAACGAAGAAGAGAUGGAGGAGAUAUAUGAGUUUGCUGCCACUCAGAGAAAGAGGGAUGAAGGGAAAGAGAGCGAAAAGGAAGAAUCAGAAGAAGAGGAGGAGGGAGGAGUGACAUUUUUCACAGAGACAGAAGAAGAGCAGGAGGCUCCAAUCCAAGCUCACUCAUUGGCUGAACACUCAGAUAAGGGUGAAUUAACAUGCAUGACAUCCCCUCAAACAAAACCUCCCAGUUUAGAGGCAGACAUAGCUAUUGGUGACAUUGACACAGACCGGGGGAAUCCAAAUAGGAUAAAAACUGAUCUCAACAAAUCAGAAGGUAGAGAUCCAGAAUGUUCUAGAACAGCCACCAUGGAGUCAGACAGAACUAAACAAUUUGAAUCAAACGUCACAAGCUCAAGAAGUGUUGGAGAGGUAUCAACGACAAAAAGCCUCCAUGACGAUCAAGAACUAAAUGCUAGUCUGGACCGUAGCUACAGCCGCCUCUUCUCUGACUCUUGGGGGGUCUAUGAGACGCAGGAGGAGCCCCACACCUCCCCACCAACACAACCAUCCUGCCACUCCCAACCCCCCAGGGCUAUCCAGAAACCCUUCUGCUCCCAGCCCCCCAGGACCAUGGUAGUGGGACAGCCGGAACUCACCUCCCCACCAUCCUCCCGCUCCCAGCCCACAAGGCUGAGGGUCGAUGGGGGUACGAGACAGACAGCGAUCCCUACCCUCCAGUACUCAGCCAUUGAAAUCAUUGACCUCUCCAUCAGUCCUCCUCUGGUCCCUGGUGUAGCCGCACUACCUGUUCCUGGUUUGUCCCCAGGGGAAGUGACUGACACCGGGGCACGAGUUAGGACGGAGGGAGUGGUGGGAGGAGGGAAAGUUCCUGUGUGUAAGGAGUUACUCCAAGAGAAGGUACCGUCUAGUCCAGAUGACUUAAAGAGAGAGAGUCAUGGUCCGUAUAGUAUUUCUCUACCCGUCUCUCCUCCUCACAGUACCAAAGAAGAACCUGAGCUUAUAGUUCUGUCUGACUCUAGUGAAGAGAUGGAGGUAGGGGAUCUAGCACCUACCAGCCCCUCUCCACCGCCCCCUCCUCGUCUCUCCCAGAACCACCAAGGCUACACCCCAAUCACAACUCAAUCCAACACAGAAUCCAAGAAAUCCAGCUCAAAGGAGAAAGAGACUAUUGGUGGUUCUGUGAGGGUUCCUUCUGUUUCACCUUCAGAUCAAGGCCUAGAUCCAGAUCCUCCUAGUUAUAAACCAGGUUCUAAUCCUGGUUCUGCUGGUUCUACUAGUCUCGUGGACUGUUCUGCAGAGAUGUCUUGGUUCAUCCCGGCCACUCCGCCCCUGCCGUCCAGGAGGACCAGCUCUAGCUCUACCCAGACCUUUAGUAGCAUGCGUCGCACUCAGCUCUUUCCUAAGGCCAACUCUUCUUCCUCCUCUUCUGCAGCGUCAGUUUUCUCCUCUCCCACCCUCCCUUUCAGGCCUAGCCGCCAGACCUCCAACCCACACAGGGUUUCUACACAUUCUGCCCAGACAGAGUCCUCUAUUUCUAGGCAGAAAUCAGACAGCAGAGGGCUUCGUGACGACCGCUCUUCCCAGAAAUACAACAGUGGUUCAGUCGGAUCUGACCGUGCUGCCCGCUCCCCAGUCCCCUCCAAAUCCCAACCAAAACGCUCCUGCUUUCCCCGCCUGACCCCCUCUCUCUCCGUCAUCCCCCCACCAGACCCCUCCACCAAGGGUACCCCUCUCCACAACAUCCCCCAGCCAUACAGCUCCACUCCCCUUUAUUCAGAUCUACCCAAGCCCUCUGCUCCGUCUCUGGCCUUCCCUCUUCUGAGAGACGGGGAGGGGGACAACGGAACCAGGCAGAGAGGGAGGGGGCUGGGGAUCUCUGGGAGCCCAUGGAAGAGAGGGGGACUGGCUUCUCUGGGCCUGAGAGAGGAAUCGGAUGAGAUGAUGAAAAUGGAGGAACUGGAAAGGAGUGUAGUGAAAGAAGAGCAGGAGGAAGAGAUGGGAGAAGACAUGGAGAGGUCCAGUAACAGCUUUCAACGGAGCUUCCUCGGGAUGGACGAGCCGCCCAUGGCCUUCGAUGACUCCUGGGGCCUAAACGCUGGAGGAGGGGACACGGACGGAGAACGAUCCCAGGCAGUGUGCUUCAGUCUGAGGCUAGAGAGCAGCGUCGGUGGGGCUAGUCCUCCAAGACAGGGCCGGAGAGAUGGAGAGAUUGCAGGACCAUCCUCUACUUUUACCCCCUCUCCUCUUCCUAAAGCCUACACCACCCACUCUUACUCCACCCCCUCUCCACCUCCACCCAACACCACUACACCCCAGGCCAACCCAGAGAUCAACGCUAACGUCCUGGACGCUGAGAUCUGGGACGACUGGGGGGAGGAAGAGGAUGAGGCUCUUCCUCUCUCUCAGAGGGUGAAUCCUGUGGCUCUGGCUCAGAGAGUGGCCCAGCUCAAGACUCCAGUGGCCCCCCGUAGGAAAGGCCAGCAGGGCCCCCUGGUCCCCAUCACCCCCAUGCCCAGCUACUCUGACAUGGACACACCUGACCUCAAGAACAAGCUCAACCGAUUCGGUGUGCGUCCCUUACCCAAGCGCCAGAUGAUCCUGAAGCUCAAGGAGAUCCACCAGUACACCCACCAGGUCGUCAGCUCAGAGUCCGAGGACGAGGCACCUUCCCUGGGUCGCCCCAGAGCUGUCGGGCCCCCACCCACCACCUCCUCCAUGGAGCCCACCAGAAAGCCAGUGUCCUGUGCCCAGACUGGGGGGUUUAAAGAGCCUAGUGGAAGAGCAGCACCUACCAUCUCCCUGGUGAAACUGUCUGGUGGGGAGGACAUGGAGCCUCUCUCUGCCUCUCAGGGAUCCAAUACGUCCUCCACAGCACCCAGUGAAGACUCUGAGAGGUCUAAUCCAGAGCAGUGCCUAUCUGACCACUCGGAUAACGAAGACAUUACUGCCUCGCAGUCUGCCUCCAAGCUCCAGGACAACCUUGUCGCUGUCCGUCGUUUCAUCCAGUCAGACCCUGACCUCUACGGGCAGAUCCUCCUCUACCAGCCCCUGGUCCUGUCAGACUUUCAGGACAGACUCAAGGCCGCAGGUAUCCGGCUGGGGGGCGCCAAGCUACUAGACUACCUGGAUUCGCAGUGCAUUACGUUUACCACAGCCAAGCCUGGACUGAGGGGAGGAAGAAAGAGAAAAGUGAAGGGGGCGACCAGGGCUGGAGGGAGGGGAAGGAGAGGGGCAGCUAAAACAGCAGAUUGAAGUUACCUUUCCCUCUACUGCAUCCCCUCAAAGGUGGAUUUUGAAAGGAUUUGCGGGAAAUAGUCUAAACUAAAUCAGUGGCAAUUAAGGCUGUAACGUGUUACUACCAUUCUGAGUUCUAGUUGGAUGUUGAACUGUUUCCUGUUUAUAUUGGUUGGAUUUCUAUAAUUAAGUAAUGUUUGUUCUCUU